AUGCCAGUUAUUCUUACACAAAAUAUUGCUAUUGAAUUGGGAUUAAUUAACGGCAUGAAUGGAAUUUUUAGACAACCAGUUUAUGAUACUGAUUCAAUCUCAACAGAAAGUCCAUCAACAACGUUUCCAAUGAACACUACAUAUGUGCACAAGCCAAUAUAUGCAUUGGUCGAAAUAAGCAAAUCAAAAAUUGAAUGUAAUCUUGAAAAACUCCAACCAAAACUUAUUCCAAUACCAAUAAUGAAACAAAUAUUUCAGGUAGACGUUUCUGAUAUUAUUCCGAACGUCAACAGCAAAUCAAAAACAACUAGAAAGGCAAUGUUAUCGAUUAAGCGAUGCGCAUUAUCUCUUGUACCCGCCUAUUCUAUUACAACUCACAAAAGUCAGGGACAAAUUUUAAACAAAGUCGUUAUUGAUUUGAAACUACCAAAGGAUACAGAUGACAUCACUGCAAUCUAUGUACCAUUAUCAAAAGUGAAACGUCUAAGUGACUUAAUUAUUUUGCGACACUUUGAUUACAAAGUCUUGCAGAUCAAACCCAGUAAAUCUCAAGUUGCCGAGAUCCAAAGACUAGACAAACUCUAUAUGGAAACACAGAAGCGUUCCUAA
Adineta ricciae is the source of this 609-nucleotide messenger RNA. The record is from the annotation of a GenBank genome assembly. Lineage: Eukaryota; Metazoa; Rotifera; Eurotatoria; Adinetida; Adinetidae.